Suillus clintonianus is the source of this 1119-nucleotide messenger RNA. RefSeq lists its product as uncharacterized. The transcript is spliced from 9 exons. The record is from RefSeq and is a predicted model, not a curated record. The coding region runs from base 1 to 1119 and encodes 372 amino acids. Lineage: Eukaryota; Fungi; Basidiomycota; Agaricomycetes; Boletales; Suillaceae.
AUGGCUCCACCAUCCACAAGCCAGUCUUGUUGUCUGAUAAUAUCUAUCUCUGAGCCAAAAAGAAAAAAAGUAAAUGAGGUAGUAGAAAUGAAACAUGUACCGAGUGCUGCCAGAACAGAUGACAAGCAAGUGCCUGAGAGCAUUCCAUCACCUCCAAGGCUCCUUGACUGCGUUGAUGUGCUUCAACUCUAUGAUCAAAGAGCACAAGCUAUUUGGAGCACCAAAGGAUUGAAUGAGAUGGAUGUAGUGAGACAUCGAGUGUUGUCGGGGAAGCAAAAACGUUGGAAUGGUUCUGGUGGUCUUGAAAAUUUCACGAUGCUGGUGAAAACAGCGGACAAGGUAACAAAACUCGAAGAAGGCACAAAAUGUGCGCACAACAUCUUCGGGGACGUAACCCUUGAUUGCUGGCAAGUAUACCUUGACAUAGUAUUCGUGGAUGUCGGUGCAGGGGAAAUCGUUCGUAAAUGGCUGCAAAUGAGUCAAUUAGGGAUGCUACUGAGACAAACACUGGCAGCAAGCCUCCUCAAGGAGUGGGCCUUCCUUUACAAAGAUCCAGAGGCUCGUGACCCAAACCUGAUCUACCGGUCUGCAUUUAUGUUGGAAAUGAUCGACGGUUGUCACAUUAAUCUGAUUUCUGGUUUCCUUGAUGUACCUGCGCUCAACACGGAUGACCUGCAAUUGAAGGGCAUGCAGGCUGUAAUCGCUGCAUGUGCCGCCUUGCUCGAACACAACUUUGUCGCAAAGCCCAAGGCUCUUUCAGAUGGCCACAGCAUAGGCACUAGCAGUGCAAAGGGUAAUACCAGCAAGGCUCGCAAAGCCCCCAUCAAGUGCAAUAAAUCCAGCAGCAAAGAUAGCACUGGCAUGCCAGCAUUUUCGGAGGCCAACUGCGGAUUGGUGACAAUGGAAUACUACGAGUCCAUCAAGAGGCGGGGGCCGAAGUACACGAUGGAUGUCAUUGCCCUGGUGCACCAGCACCAUGAAGCAGCCCAACUUGAAAAGCUCAAGAAUGCUCCAGCUGAGGAGCUGAAACCCAAGGGUGGGCACACCCUGAUUUGUAUAAUAUUGGCUAUGUUCAUCUUCGUGCACUUUCCUAUGCUCUCUGCGCUUACCAGACACUGA